Staurois parvus is the source of this 2415-nucleotide messenger RNA. The record is from the annotation of a GenBank genome assembly. Lineage: Eukaryota; Metazoa; Chordata; Amphibia; Anura; Ranidae.
AUGGCAUGCCUACAUGACACCCGCACCCCUUCUCCAUCCUUUGCCAGCCUACUGAUAGAUGGACCAAUCCGGAGGUUGGACACCGAUACACCCCCUGGAUGCACCCCAGAGCAAGAACUAACCCCCACACAAUGUGUAUUGCGUGAUAUGGUGCGGACAGAGGUCACUCUUCCCCAUGAGGAUUCAUCCUCUCCUCUUACACACAGUGUUCCUCAAGAUCCACAAGAACCCGAGGACAGAGGUGGUGGAGGAGCAGCAGCAGGCCUGGGAGAUGACAGGCCAUGUCGAGCUCUUGGGGAGGGACGCAUGCAGUGUCAGGCUGGAGUUGGGUUCUUGGGUGGACUUUUUGGUUGUUUAAAGCCAGUUUGGGCAAUGAUUGGAAAAACCUAUUCUACAGAACACAAGCAGGAAGAAGACUCUUGGGAAGUGCCGUUUGAAGAGAUUCAGGACCUACAGUGGGUAGGCAGUGGAGCUCAGGGAGCUGUCUUCCUGGGGAAGUUUCAUGGUGAAGAAGUGGCUGUGAAGAAAGUCAGAGAUAUAAAAGAAACAGAUAUCAAACAUCUGCGGAAACUGAAGCAUCCCAAUAUCAUCACCUUCAAGGGUGUAUGCACACAGGCUCCUUGUUACUGUAUCUUAAUGGAGUUCUGUGCUCAAGGGCAGCUUUAUGAAGUGCUACGUGCUGGGAGGAAGGUCACCCCCUCCUUACUAGUGGAUUGGUCCAUGGGUAUAGCUGGGGGAAUGAACUAUCUUCAUCUCCACAAGAUUAUCCAUCGGGAUCUCAAGUCACCAAACAUGCUGAUCACCUAUGAUGACCUAGUAAAAAUAUCAGAUUUCGGUACUUCCAAAGAGCUGAGUGACAAAAGUACUAAAAUGUCCUUUGCUGGUACGGUAGCUUGGAUGGCACCAGAGGUCAUACGCAAUGAGCCCGUCUCUGAGAAGGUGGACAUCUGGUCAUUUGGAGUUGUCCUGUGGGAGCUUCUGACAGGGGAGAUUCCUUACAAAGAUGUGGAUUCCUCAGCUAUCAUAUGGGGUGUGGGCAGCAAUAGCCUCCAUCUUCCUGUACCAUCAAGCUGCCCCGAUGGAUUCAAGCUUCUCCUGAGACAGUGCUGGAACAGCAAGCCAAGAAACCGACCCUCUUUCCGGCAAAUUUUACUGCAUUUAGAUAUUGCCUCUGCUGAUGUCCUGUCCACCCCACAGGAAACCUACUUCCAGUCACAGGCAGAAUGGCGGGAUGAAGUGCGACUACACUUUGAGAAAAUUAAGUCAGAGGGGACAUGUUUACAGCGCCUGGAAGAGGAAUUGAUAACACGUCGCCGCGAGGAACUCAGGCAUGCUCUGGAUAUUCGAGAACACUAUGAACGCAAGUUACAGAGGGCAAAUACACUGUAUGUGGAACUGAAUUCUCUCAUGCUUCAGCUGGAGCUAAAGGAGAAAGAGCUUCUCAGGAGAGAACAGAACCUGGAGAAAAAAUACCCAGCCAUUCUGCGACAGCAACCCCGGCCAUCAAGCACUGUGGAAAAACUAAUCAAGAAAAGAAAUGUACCCCAGAAAUUAUCGCCACAUGGAAAAAGGCCAGAUAUUUUGAAAUCUGAAGUGUCUAAAGACUCUGUCUUGUCCCCCUCAACACCAUCUGGUUGCCAGAAACUGCCACCUUCUCCAGGACGUGGUCGUCGGGGAAAGCCUCGCUAUCGGAAAGCAAAAGAUGUAGUCAACCUGAGGGCAGCAGUGACUCCUGAGCCAACGCCACAGAGCCAGCCACCCCCUCGUGACCCACACCCCUUAUCUUCUUCCAGCCCCGAUCUGCUUUGUACUCCUUUAGAAGCAGAGGCUCGUAGAGGCAGUCAGAGUGCAGAAUGUUCUCCAGUCCGUUCACUACCUGGACCACCAAGCCCUGACUCCCCCUCAGGAAGAACCACUGGGGGCAGAGCAGCUAGAGGUGGACAACAUCUGACACCCGCAGCAAUGCUGUACAGAGCUGCUGUAACCAGAAGCCAGAAGCGAGGUGUGUCCUCUGAAGAGGAAGAAGGAGAGGUGGACAGUGAGCUGGAGAUGGAGAGGAAACAGAGGUGGCAAGCGGGGAUGUCCCAGCAUCAGUCUCCAAGUUCAGAAAACCUAUCAGAUGGGGAAGAAGGGAACACUACAGACCUCUCUCACAGUGUCACCCCUGAUGUGCUCAGCACCAACACAGAUGAACGUCCAGAUGAGCGCUCAGAAGACCUUGCAUCCCAAAGCUCAGAGCCACCAUUGGAUCUCCUAACCCAGUCUGAUGGCCUGUCUGAAAAAGAAGCGGCAGUGCAGAAGGUGAAGACACAGCUUAGCAAUGAACAAACAGCAGCAGAGAAUGUCGUUCUGUUUGAUGAUUCAGAUUGCGAUAGCGCUGAACUUGACCAUUCGCUGACUGCAACGACUUCAUGA